Toxoplasma gondii ME49 is the source of this 2982-nucleotide messenger RNA. Its product is annotated as cell-cycle-associated protein kinase, putative. Gene Ontology annotation, biological process: positive regulation of transcription elongation by RNA polymerase II; protein phosphorylation. NCBI's taxonomy places the organism in Eukaryota, Apicomplexa, Conoidasida, Eucoccidiorida, Sarcocystidae. Gene Ontology annotation, molecular function: ATP binding; cyclin-dependent protein serine/threonine kinase activity; RNA polymerase II CTD heptapeptide repeat kinase activity. The record is from RefSeq and is a predicted model, not a curated record. Gene Ontology annotation, cellular component: nucleus; cyclin-dependent protein kinase holoenzyme complex. The coding region runs from base 592 to 1956 and encodes 454 amino acids. The transcript is spliced from 9 exons.
CUAAAAAGGCGAAAAACUCUUCCUGUAACGAGAACAAGCACUGACGACACCGAGCUUCUUAUUGGUAUCUCUUGGGCCUUGUUUCUCCGCUCUUCCCAAGUUCUCCUUUGCUCUAACUUUUUCGUCUUUCUCCUUUCUGCGCGCCGCGAAUGUCAAGUCUCACCUUCUUGCUGUCUUUUUCUCAUCCUUCUUCCUCUCUCUUCCGUAUCCUCUUCUGUCCUCUGUAACUUUUUUGUGAAGUAAACGUCGGUGUCCUUCCUUCUGUGUCUUUACGCGACGAGAAGAAGAGACUCCUCAGCACAGGUUGACGCUCGCCUCCCCUCUCUUCUCCCUUUUCUUCGUGAGAGGAGAGACAUUUCUUAGACUUUUCUUAGACAUUUCUGCCGGUCUUUUCACACUCUCUCUCGAAGUCUCCGCCUUUCUCAAACGGCAAAGUCUCGACUGGCGGGAGAGAAGAACGGGGGAAGAGAGUCUUAGGGCCUCCCCCCGUUUCCUUUCUACGAGACGAAGAUAUCCUUUUCGUCUCAUUCUUGUCUUCAUCCCCUCCUCUUCCUCCUCUUGUUCUCUUCUUUGUCUCUUCUCCUCUGCGCCAUGACUGCCUGCGCCUCUCCAGGACAUUCUUCUUCCUCUUCUUCCUCUUCGUCCUCUUCUUCUUCGUCUACUUCCUCCUCUUCCUCUUCGUCCUCUUCGUCCUCUUCUUCCUCUUCUUCCUCUUCUUCUUCGUCUACUUCCUCCUCUUCCCCGUCGUCCUCUUCUGCGCUUCGUCAGGUUUCUGGACAGAAGGCUCGUCGCUCUAAACUUUAUGGGAGUUGUCGUUCGAUCUCAGACUUUGAGAUUAAAGAAGUUAUUGGAGAAGGCACCUACGGACGAGUCUGGCGAGCAUACGACAAACGCCACAAUGUCGUCGUCGCUGUGAAACAAAUGCGCCUGGCGCAACAGCAAAGCAGUCACGAAGGAUUUCCGAGAACUGCUGUCCGAGAAAUCGGCUUGCUCAAGCAGCUGCAGCAUCCACACAUCGUCGAGUUGAUGGAGGUGGCGUGCGGACCUGACUUGACUCUCAAGCCAAAGGCAAAGAAAAACAACGACCAGCCGUACUCAGGAAGCAAUUCCGUCUACCUUGUGUUUGAGCACUGCGAAAGAGACUUGGGAGUCCUUCUGGAUACGCGAACGCAGCCGUUUUCAGCGAGUGAAAUUAAACUCAUUAUGCGACAACUUUUGCUGGCUCUUCACCAUUUGCAUUCGAACUUCGUCAUUCACCGAGAUGUGAAACUCUCGAAUAUUCUCAUCAGCUCGAACGGAUCGAUCAAGCUUGCAGACUUUGGCCUCACUCGGACUUUCACGGAGCCUGGGCAUGCGAUGACCGACGGGGUGGUGACCCUGUGGUAUCGCGCGCCAGAGCUGCUUUUCGGAGCGUCGACCUACAGCGAGAAAAUCGACAUGUGGGCUGUGGGAUGUAUCUUUGGAGAGCUUCUGCUGAACAAUCCGUUUCUGCCAGGCAAAACAGAGCAGGAACAGGUGAAUUUGAUGUGCGAACUGCUGGGGGUUCCUGAGCCGAAGUCAUGGCCGGAGAUGGAGGCUCUUCCAGGCUACUCGCAGCUGCGGCUGCCCGCCUCUCCCAAAACCAGCUCUCUUCGCGAGCUAUUCAAGAAGGAAACGCCGAACUGCGUUGACCUCCUGAGUCGCCUUCUCAUCUACAAUCCGGCGAACCGAAUCUCUGCUCGUGACGCUCUCCUGCACCCGUACUUCACCGACCAGCCUGCGAUGAGUUGCGUCCGGCUUCUCUCGACGAACAUGCAACUCACACGACAGAAACAAGAAGCGAGGGCGAAGAGACGAUGGCCAAACGUGGAGGGGUCGGAGAAGGAGAAGUCCCGGCAACCGCGAAACGCCGCCUCGGACAGAGAAAAUCUCAUUCUGGAGGCGAAGCGAAUUCAUAAGGCCUCCAUCUUCGACUGACGUGGACCGAGGCCUUCUUGACGACUUGCCUGUUUCCUCGCUUUUUUCUCGAGACGUGACUUUUUUUUAGGAAAAACUUUUCGAGAACAGUCUGUCAAGUCCCGUCGGACACAUAGUACAUACACUGUGAAUUUCAGCAGUGUCGGGUUCGGACUUCUCGUCUUUUUUGCGAGCUGCUUCUCUCAAGACCCGCGUCUGGUUCUGCGUCUUUGCUGCGGACACCGUGUAUAGGUGGUGUGAAGAUCCACCUACGAGGCGACUGGAUGCACACCCGUAGGUUCACUUUUCUCUGUACUUUGCAUGCCUCUCACGCACUGCCUGGAGAAAAUGCGCGCCGUCACAGUUUUUCUGCCCGUAUCGCAGCUAGUCGGCGUGGAAAAGCGAAGCAGCCUGUCUAGGCAACAGGCACCCGAAACGGAGUAAACGCGCUGGAGUUCGAUAACCUGCCGGCAGUCGCGUUGCCUUGGAAGCCGCAAGAGUUCACACUGUUGGACCAGCGCGGGGGUAGAACAACUCCCCGAUCUGCGUGGCUAGCGACUGAGUGUCUGCGUUCGUUUCUUGCGAUAAAAUUUCAGCGACCAGCGAAAACAGAGUCACGGAGUUGCUACACCUCGGGUUGUGAGGACAUGUGAGGACAGGGAACUCAGUGCUCGUGCCUCACGAACUCGCCUGUCGCUGACUCGUCUCGACGCAGUGUGUCUCGAAGUGAGAGAAGCGAAGUGAGAGAGGCGAACUGAGAGAAGCGAAGUGAUCUGCAGAGUGUAACGAGACGUCAGCCGGAACCUGCGAGUGGAAAACCUGGGCGUUGGACGGCUGCGCGGGAGUUGCAGCUGCCAUGGAAGCUCCGUCGCGUGCUACUCUACGGGGAUUCUGUGGUCAGUGGGUCUGUUGGUGGCGUCCGUUCCGUGCAGCGCAGCUAUUUUUUUCAAGGCAGAAAGCUUAAUUCAAAUGCGCGUGGAAAGUUCCGUUUUUUGGCUCGUUCGCUGCGAAUACACCUUUCACUUCGAAAACACACAACUAACAGAA